Paramecium pentaurelia is the source of this 3218-nucleotide messenger RNA. The record is from the annotation of a GenBank genome assembly. Lineage: Eukaryota; Ciliophora; Oligohymenophorea; Peniculida; Parameciidae.
AUGUCUUAUAAUAUCAAUCAAAAUCAAAUUGGGCUUUCAACAAAUAUGUUGAUAUCAAAUGGAACAUUAGGCAAUCAAGUAUUCAAUUAAUCCAACAAUAAUAAUUUUGCCUAUGGUUAAAGUAGUAUUAGAUAGGAAUCCCAAAAUCAGCCUUCAUAAAUAAAUAAUACGACUGGUUCAUAACUUUUAAAGAAUUAGCAAUUCCGUAUUCAUAUAUUUAAUAAUAUAUAAUAGUUGAGUUUUAAUAAUCGUAAUCACAAAUGAAAUAGCAACAAUAAUCUAGAAUAUAGCUUGCCUAAUCAGACAUUAGAGGUGGUAAUUUUUUAUAGAGCUAGUUUAUGAAUAGUGCAUAUGAUACUAAUAUUCUAUAAUCAAAGCCCUUUUAAGGAUCCUAGGAGUAGCAUAUCUAAUAAAGAUCAAAUCUUCCAAAUUCGAAUUCAAAUAUAAUGAUUACAGAUAAUUGGACAGAAAGUGAUUAUGCUAAAUAAUUUGAAGAGUGGAGAGAUUUAAUUUAAUAAAACAAAGACUUCAUAAGUCAGUUAGAGAAUGAUAGAUUACAAAUUCCAUUAUCCAACCUUAUUGUACAAGAAAUAUUAAACAUCAAAACGAAUAUCUUAAAGAACUCAUUUAUAUCUAAAUUAUCUUAAUAUGAGGGUAUCAUUAAACCAUAUUCAUAUGAAUUGGUAAUUAAGAGUGAAGAAUUAUAAAAGUCAUUGGGGAUACUAAAAUAGGCUAAUAAACCACCUAAAAAUAAAUAUGCCUCUCCCUAAUUAGAACAAUAAUAAGCUCAAUCAAACAUAUAACAUUUUAACCAAUAAUUAAGUCAUGUUAAAUUAGAAUUACAAAAUUAAAUCAAUAUGACUAAUAGUAUACUUUAACAGAUAGGUGGUUAAAAAAAUUAUAUUGAACCAUAAGAGAAUUAUUAAUAGAAAUUAGAAAAUGCAUAUAACUCUUAGCUGCAAUAUGUAAGAGAGAGAAUAACUUAAUAAAUUAAUUUAUUAUUAUUUAUUCAUGAAAGGGAAGUAUUCAAUUUAGAUAGAUAAAUACAUUCAUAGAUUUAAGAAUCAGAUACAUUAAGCAUAACAUCUUUAUCAGAGAAACUCAUGAUAAUUGAAGGGCAAUUGGAAAAGUUUUAAGAAAAGAAAUAAGAAUUAAGAGAAUUUUAAGAUAGAUUGGUUUAAUUGAGAAAUAGAAAUAUUGAUGGAUUUUCUGAAUUUUUUGAUGAUAUGAUGUCUUUGUAUAAAUAAUUUAAGAUUUAUUAUGAAGAGAUUAAGUAAAUUUAAUAGAUACCAAAUUAAUCAAUUUUAUAAAAUUUAUAAAUUAAAACAAAGUAAUAAAUAUACAUAGAAGCAAAGAAAGUAUGGUUAGACAUUAAACAAUUAUAUUUUAAUGGAAAAAAGAUUAAAGAGUUUAAUGAAGUAGAGAAGCUUGAAUAAUUUAACAAAUAUAAUAUUGUUGCAUAAGUGCAACAUAUAAAAUCAUAUAUGGAUUAAUUGUAAAUUGAUUAUAUGAGAAAAGGAAAUUAAGUGCCUUUAGAAGAAUCAAAGAAACUAAAAUAAUUUAUUUAUAAGGCAGAAUGUAAUUAUCAAGAAACAAAUAAACUGAGAUAGGAGAUAGCUGAAUUAGAAUAAUUAGAAUUUAUUGGAUAUAAGAAUUAUAUAAUUUAAAAUUUAAAACCUAAAUUUUUUGUUGAUUUUAAGGAACUUUAUGCUAAAGACUUUUAUGAAAUAAUUUAUUUCUAAUAUGCUGAUUCCAAUAUUGUAGAAUCUAUCAAAUAAUUACUUUAAUUUAAAUUCCCUACAUUUGAUUGGAAUGAAAAUAUAGAAGAUGAAAGAUAGAGAGUAUAAAUUGUAAUAUAGAGAUAUGAUGAAGUAUCUGAAAAGUUAUAAGGGUUAACAGAAUAAUAUUCAAAAGAGACAAAAUUUGUUAAAUAAUUAAGUAAUUGGAAGGCAGAACUGUUCAAAUGUAUUAACAUUUUGAAAUAGUAUCUUGUCAUAAAGGAAUAAUUAAAAGGUUAAUUAAUAACUUUAUUAAAAUGGCCAUAAAUUACAUCUGAUAUUUAAAAAAUAAAUGAAUUUAGUGUUCAUUGUGAAUAAAUUAGUAGAUAAGCAAAUUAAUACUUCUAAGCAAUUGAAUAAUUACAAUAGAUGCAACUAAUAGAAAAUUUAGAAUAAUUAUUUAGAUAAUGGAAUCCAAAAGUAAAAGAAUAUAUAAUAGAAUAAUGUCAUUUCAUUAGUUAGAGAGAGUUCUCUUCAAUAAUUAAUGAUUAAAUGUAAAUUGUGUAUUAAUUUUUAUAUGUAUGUAUGGAAUGCUUAAAUUAUGAUAUUGAUGAUAUAUUUUGUAGAACUACAACAUAUUAAGAAUUUGAGAAUAUUUUGAGUGGUUCUACAAAAUUAUAAGAAUUAAAGAAUAUUAUUGAUGGUAAUGUUCAUAAUUCUGCUUUGAGAUAUAAAUUAUUUGAAAUUAUAGAUAAAUUCAUGAAAGAUAAAAUCAAAUAUGACUUUUAAAAUUUAUUUGAAUUAAAAUUACAAUAAAGUAAAUAGGAUACAAACAAUUUCAAUCCAAAAGAAUUAGUAAAAAGAACAGACUUAAAGUUUCCUAUUAACAGAUCUGAUAUUUAAGAUAAUUUGUAUUGUAAAUAGAAUAUGGAUAAGAUUAGUUAAAUAAUAGAUUAACCAGAACUUAGAUUAAUAUUCUAAUAAUUUAGAGAAUUGUUAAAUAAUAUUAUCACUAUUAUUGAUUAAGAUAACACUGUAGCAGAUAUACAAAUUAAUCAAAUAACUAUUCUAGAAUUAGCCAACACUUUUACAAAUCAAUUACUUAUCUAAAAUGAAUUAACAAAUAUUUAACCAUUAAUCAGAUUUCAUUAAUAAUUAUGUAAAUUUCCAAGUAUAAAGCAAUUUUAAAAUCAACUCAUUAACUUAGGAAUUGUAUUCCCUAAUGAAUAUAAUAAAUAUUUAGAAGUUUGCCAAAAAAGAGUCUAAAGAUUAGCUUAAAGUAUUUGCAUAGAGUUUGAAUCUUUAGAUUUUGAUGAAAUUUCCUAAGCUAAAUUAUAUUUCAAUAACAAUGAAUACUUAUUGAAAUAAAUAGAUUUUCCAUAUCUUUAUAUAGAUGCCAAGUCUUUGAUUUUGGAGUAUUAACCAUUAAUAUUUAAUUGCAGUUUAAGUGUUAAAAUAAAUGGUAAAGUGUUAAAAUAAGGAUAAACAAUUCAAAUAUGA